AUGAUGUCCGGAAUCGACAACAUGCGCGAGGAUGGCGCUGUUUAUGCUCCUCGUUUCGCCUUUUCCCAGCCAUGCCGGGAGGUGUUCCAGUAUUCUCUUGGGUAAGCGCCGACUCGUGGGACCUAUGAGAAUUUAUCGAAAGCUACGUAUGCUCGCCACCUCUUCUUCUGAAAACUGUUAUGCCUAUGACGUCCCUAUCGGCGAAAUCAAGUGAAAUUCUGUUUGCCUUAUUGAGCAGCAUUCCAACCAAUGCAAAAGCAUAGCGAAUUUUCAGGAAACCGUAGUAGAAUUUAUACUCAAAACUUAGACUGUUUGCAAACCGCCAUGCCUUACAUUACAUUAAUUCUUAAAGGAUAUUUAGAUAUAAACUUCACUAAAAGACUAAUAGCAAACAUUCUUCUAUUUGUGCAGCCAUAUUUUCUGUUUUUUGCAUGGACAGACAUUGUGUACGUCGAAAACUGAAGUUUACUAACUUACAACAAUCUUGGCAUUCUCGGAAUUUUCUGCUUUUCCGAAAAAAAUGGUAUUUCUAAACAAUGGAAUAUUUCCUACAAAAAUUUCUGCCAUGUUUUCAAUCCCCUUAGAGUUGUUCAUUACUAAUACGAAUAUUGUUUCCAUGCAUGAGUGUUGGUUUGCAAUUGAUUACCAAUCAUUCGUAGAUUUCGACAUCUCUCAUCUGUUGGGGCACGUACCGUACGCACGCACAAUGGUGGGGGAGGGGUGUACUCGGCGAUUCAGUCAGGACGCACAGCUUCAUUUCGUAACUGCGCUCAUUCAUGCUUGUAAGUUUUUUUGACGUGGCGGGAAAUUUUACCAGCUGACAGGCCUGUCGAGGUGCGCUAGGUCGACAGAUCGAGGCUUCCCAAAUCAAAAGUCAGGGAGGAAAGAGUUGUUGGACAAGAGAUACUAAAACUAGGGUGAAGGUGUGCACGUGGUUCAGCAUGCGGCAAUAGCAGCCAGCAUCCUCCCCAGCCUAGUUGCAGCCAUUCAAAGGUUGUUAGCUCCGGCCCAAAGUGCAUGUGCGUACCUGGACUUUGUCCGUCUGCAUCCAAUCAACGAGGGGUGCAGCGCCGACUGGCGUUAAGUCACGUGCGACGAAGACAGUCGUUUGAGAAGCGUUUUGGAUGAGCGUCUGCGCCGGAAAUCGCAGACGACGACUUUCACAGGCUCUUCUCCUCCGGAUUUACUGGCAAGUAGCUCUAUUCAUGACUGACCACUUCCUAAGGCUGGUUAAUUUGAAAUUUGAAAAUAGUAUUUGUGUGAUUAGCGUGCACAUGGCUUCCACCUCGUCGACCAAGCGCAUCUUCCAUAGUUUUUGCUUUGAUUCGUGGUUGUAUAUGCAUGCAUAUACUCACAGUAGGUGGCCUAUUUCCUCAAACGUUAACUAAAAAUCAAAAAUAUGUAUUAAGGUAGAAAUGACGCUCACAGACCGCCCCUCCUUACCAUUGUAUAUGCCGGAUCGCAACUGACGGGGCGACGAGCCCUUGGCACAGUGGUUAGGGCAUAUGAAUCCUAACCGGCAGGUCGCGAGAUUAAGCCCCAGGGGCUGCCCAUCACGGGGUUGGAUAUGGCUGGCUGACGACGACUAAUAAGUCAUAAACGGCCAUUCCAGCCCCCUUUGUCUUUGUCGGUAAUGUUAGUAAUGUUGUAAUCACAUUAGGUGGCCUUUCUCCCGUAAUGUCGACCGAAAACCUGAAAUAUAAUGGAUUGCUCUCUCACACACUCCAGAAUGCCGGCUUUUGGGUGAGCCUCAGUCAGGUUGUGUACAAAAACCUCGCCUGAUUUAAAAUGACCGGCAAUGUAGUAUACAUUUUUCCCGUUUAUUUUUGACCCCCCUCCUAUUAGUUUCAACUGUAUCUUCUACAAAAACUGCACAAAAGUUAUUGCUUUUGUGCCCUCUGGUAAUAGAUUAUGUCCUUUUUAACUCUUUCGUCAAAAAGGUGUCAUUGGGUUUUUAAGAAGACUUUUUUUUCAAUUUCCGAGGGACAUAAUCGGGUUUUAAAAAGUUUCUAGUUAUGAGACUUUUUAAUACCGUGAAAUGACCGUUCAUAAAACGUCAUGUCUCUGCAUUUAUUAAUGUGGUUUGUAAAGUUAAAAAUAUGGAUGAUAUCCAAUGCCAAAUUUCAUGAACCCAUAUGGUCUCCCCUCAAUACCGUAGAGAAAUGUGUGGUUUUCCGUACGCGGAAAAUACAUGGCAUGUAGGUUGGAAAUCCUGAAUGCACGUGUGACGGCAGAGCGGGUUCAAAAUUAUUCGGAAAUUGGAAACGUUUUUGAAAACCGAAUAAUACCCUUCCUUUGAGUAUAAAAUUGCAAGAAGACAUAAUUUUCUACUGAAUGAGCGGGAGAAUGAAUAGUUUUAUUCAUGUUUUCCUUGAAAUAUAAUUGGACUUUUAUGGGCAUCGAAAAUCAAAGAGAAAAAUACAUGCUACUUAAACAGUCAUUUUUACAGAGUAUAGUUUUUGUAUGCAGCCGUAAGCAAUUUCUUUUGAAAGCCUGCAUCCUGAGGUAACUGAAUUAUUACAGAAUUAUACUGCAGGCUGAUUAGUUUUACAAUCCUGCUUAAUUAAUCUUUUCGAAACGAAAACGCAUUUCGGAAUUUCGGUUGACAUUUCAUGAGUUGGCCCACCUACUGUACAUACUCCGAAUGUUAAAUAACAUGCGAGGCCCAGUCAACUGAAUAGAAAACGAUGAGGCAACCUCUGGGACCAAUGUUUUAUUCUUCCGACGUUUUGAACUAUCAUGCAAGCUCAUCGCCAAGAAACGGAGGAAUUAUACAGCCCAUUACAUAUCUAACUCACCUCCGCAGAGGACGGCCUUCAACUGCGCCGCUGAUUCAUCAGCUCAAUGUCUGAUAUGCGGCUGGCAGAUUGAUGCGCCCAUUGAUCGAGUACCCAGUCUAAUGCCACACUUCCUGCAGCGGACGUGAAAUUCGGUCAUCCGAUUUGUCCAAGAUUUUCACAGACUCGAAGUCGGAGUUGUACCAUGGCGAGAACGAGUGGGUGGGUACCAGGAAGACUUUACCUUUCCGUCUCACGAUGAACUCACGUUCACGUAACCUCGCGUGGACCUGUUUGCCGGAUUCACCAACAUUAACGACCUACCUACAGUUUUUAUAGCUAUGGGUCAGAAAUAUGGUGUUAUUUCGCCUAAUAGAUGCACCUGAGGUGACAGACGAUCUUCGAACCGAGUUGGUGGUGGUGGUGGUGGUGGUGGUGGUGGUGGUGGUGGUGGUGGUGGUGGUGGCGGCGGCGGCGGCGGCGGCGGCGGCGGCGGCGGCGGCGUGUGA
Molecule: messenger RNA, 3286 nt
Organism: Spirometra erinaceieuropaei
Lineage: Eukaryota; Metazoa; Platyhelminthes; Cestoda; Diphyllobothriidea; Diphyllobothriidae
Source: the annotation of a GenBank genome assembly